UCUUCUCUAUCCAAGCAUUGGAAUAAUACAGAUCAAGAUGUUCAAGUUCGCAGUGUUGUGCGCUUUCCUGGCUGCGGCUACGGCCGAACCUAGUGCCAUUCUAUCGCCUUUGGGAUAUUCGGCUAACAUAGUGGCGCCAGCAACCACUGUCGUCUCAAGCUAUCCCAACAAUUUGUUCUACUCGUCGCCCUACUACUCGUCGGCACCUUUGGCUUACUCCACACCAUUGAGCUACUCUCAUCUCAUCAAGAAGCGAUCUGCUCUGAGCUACAUCGCGCCCUCAGCGUACAUUGCGUCUGCUCCUUUCGCCGCCCCUACUUAUGCCGCGGCUGCUCCUUUGACUACAACUUACGCCGCAGCUGCUCCUCUGGCAACCACUUAUACCACUGCUGGUCAUCUCGCGACGACCUACUCAUCGCCUUUCUACGUUGGUGGCGCCCACCUGAUCAAGAAGAGGUCUGCUCCUUUUAUUGCUCCCUCUACUUAUGUGGCGUCGACUCCUUAUGCCGCUGCGACUUCUUACUUCGCAUACCCUUACGCAGCAGCCGGCCCAUACGUGUCAACCCCUCUGAUCUCCAGCGCUCCUCUUGCCUACAACACCCACUUCAUUAAGAAGCGGUCUGCAGGUUUAGCUUACGCUGCCCCCGCUUCCUACUCACACACCUCUAGAUUUGAUUUCCAAGCCGCAUCCCCUGCCAUUACUUACACUUCGUACGCCGGACCAGCCCCUCUGAGUUACGCUCAGUCAUUCGCUCUCCCUCAUUUAAUCUAAAAGAAAGCUUGACAUAAAGUGUUUACAGAAUGCACAAGAUUGAAAAAUAAACUUUUAAAAAUAAA
This is a messenger RNA of Vanessa tameamea, 837 nucleotides long. Its product is annotated as cuticle protein 38-like. The transcript has a single exon. The record is from RefSeq and is a predicted model, not a curated record. The coding region runs from base 38 to 772 and encodes 244 amino acids. NCBI's taxonomy places the organism in Eukaryota, Metazoa, Arthropoda, Insecta, Lepidoptera, Nymphalidae.